Messenger RNA from Pogona vitticeps (central bearded dragon), 3177 nucleotides. RefSeq names its product forkhead box O1 (gene FOXO1). Gene Ontology annotation, biological process: regulation of transcription by RNA polymerase II; insulin receptor signaling pathway. Gene Ontology annotation, cellular component: nucleus. The record is from RefSeq and is a predicted model, not a curated record. NCBI's taxonomy places the organism in Eukaryota, Metazoa, Chordata, Lepidosauria, Squamata, Agamidae. Gene Ontology annotation, molecular function: RNA polymerase II cis-regulatory region sequence-specific DNA binding; DNA-binding transcription factor activity, RNA polymerase II-specific.
CCGCCGCCCCCGACGGCGUCCGGCCCGGCGUUGGCCUCGGUGGCGGGACCGCGCAAGAGCAGCUCGUCGCGCCGCAACGCGUGGGGCAACUUGUCGUACGCGGACCUCAUCACCAAGGCCAUCGAGAGCGCCCCGGAGAAGCGGCUCACCCUCUCGCAGAUCUACGAGUGGAUGGUCAAGAGCGUGCCCUACUUCAAGGACAAGGGCGACAGCAACAGCUCCGCCGGCUGGAAGAACUCCAUUCGUCACAACCUUUCGUUGCACAGCAAGUUUAUCAGAGUGCAGAAUGAAGGAACAGGAAAAAGUUCUUGGUGGAUGCUUAAUCCAGAAGGAGGUAAAAGUGGCAAGUCUCCCCGGAGAAGGGCUGCCUCCAUGGACAACAGCAGCAAGUUUGCAAAGAGCAGGGGGAGAGCUGCCAAGAAAAAAGCAGCGCUUCAGACGGGUCAAGAUGGAAGCAGCGAUAGUCCGGGCACGCAGUUCUCAAAAUGGCCGGCAAGCCCCAGUUCUCACAGUAAUGACGACUUUGAUAAUAAUUGGGGUUCUUUUAGACCUCGAGCCAGUUCGAAUGCUAGCACAAUCAGUGGAAGACUUUCUCCGAUCCUGCCAGAACAGGAUGACCUUGGAGAAGGGGAUGUACACUCUAUGGUCUACCCUCCAUCGACCACCAAAAUGGCUUCAACUCUGCCCAGCCUUUCUGAGAUGAGCAGUUCAGAAAACAUGGAGAAUCUCUUGGAUAACCUCAACCUUUUAUCCCCGAAUGCAUCCUUAGCUGGAUCAAAUCAGUCUCCACCUACUACCUUGAUGCAGCAAUCUCCUGGCUAUUCAUAUACUUCAUCAAGCACAAGUAUAGGUUCUCCCAAUGCGGACUAUAGGAAAUACAGUUAUGGCCAGGCCAGCAUGAACUCUUUGCCCCAGAUGUCUAUGCAAGCACUUCAAGACAGUAAAGCGACGUAUGGGACUCUGAACCAAUAUAACUGCCAUGUGGGACUUCUCAAGGAGUUGCUGACAUCUGACUCUCCUCCUCACAAUGAUAUCAUGGCAUCUGUAGAUGCUCAUGUUUCCCAGCCUAGUGGUCGAGUGCUAGGGCAAAAUGUCUUAAUGGUCACUAACUCUGCAAUAUCCCCGUAUGGCAGCCAGCAGUCCCAUAACAAAAUCAUUGCCCCAAGUGCCCAUGCCCGCCAAGGACAUGCCCAGCCAACAUCAGGAGUUGUUAACAGCCAAACCUUGUCGCUCACACUCAGCACGGUGUCUCAUGCUUCAAGUUUAAGUUCGUCCACAGUGAAAGCCUUAGUACAAGUGCCUAUGAGCCACCCAGGGCAUAUGAGUGGCACAAACCCGUACACCACUGUGAACAGUUGUAACGGUUAUGGAAGAGUAGGGGUUGCUUCUUUUCAUCAGGAGAAGCUCCCUAGUGACUUAGAUGAUAUGUCGAUUGAACGACUGGACUGUGAUGUCGAAUCCAUAAUUCGUAAUGACCUCAUGGAUGGGGACACAAUAGAUUUCAAUUUUGACACUGUGUUGCCUAACCAAAGCUUGUCACAUGGUGUUAAGACGACGACACACAGCUGGGUGUCAGGAUGAGACUUGAAGGCUCCAGGUGAAAGUUCAUCAGACAUCUCGGACUUACAAGAACUGAACAAGGGAGUCCAAAGAUGGGCUUCAGCCUCUCUUCAUUUUUUAUCUGUAAUGUUUUUUUUUCCUCUUGUCAGGCUUGGCAGCAGAUAAAUUCCACCACCCCACCACCACCACCAUCCCAAGUACAGGACAUUUGCCAGAUACUUGCAGGUUAUUUGCUGCUGUAAUUAAGCAGUGUGCCAUUUGAAGUGCCAAACUCACUACAGUGUCAUAAAAAAGCAGAAGAUACUUGUGCAUUAUGUUCUGUGUUGGCUGUGUGUACAGUAUAAAGUGUAAAGUAUAAUGGUUUAUUUAGGUGUGUAAUAGAACCAAGAAAAGACUACAAAUGUUAAUACUGUGGUAGUUUUAAACAUUGUUCACUUGCGAUCAGCUUUCUUUUGUUCUCCUCAUUUCAUUGAGAACUGUGUCCUGUUCAGCUGCCUUAAAUAUAUUGAAAUUGCUGUAUAGUUUUUGUAUGAGAGCAUAUCCUUGAUUAUGAUCUAACCAAAGUUGUUGGCCAUUCAGAUUUCCACAUCUGAGAGCAGGCUGGAAGCUUUGUCACCUUUGUUACUGAUUGUACAGUGCAUUCAUUAUGGGGCUGACUUCCAGACUGGUUUAUUAAUUUUUGUGAUCAACUUAAAUUUUAUAAGAGGCAUAUAGCUAUUUUUUUCUUACAUCUCUACUUUGUUAUAUAAGCUCCUUUAAAAUUUGCAGAGUCCAGGAUACUUAACAACAUUUGUAAUGUUUUAUAUACAGUAUUUUAAUAAGACUAAAGGGAGAGAAUUUAUAUUAGCACUCUGCAAGAUUUAUAAAAAAAAAGGUUUCUAAAUGUACAUUUUUGUGUGGGGUUUUUUUUCCCUGGCAAAAGUGUGAUCUGGAGACAUGUAUUUACAGAUAAAUUCUGUUAACUGUUCUAACACUGACUCCCCCUCUAAACAAAGUUUUUAUGUGUUGUUCUAUAUGCAGAGUUUCAUAUUUAUUUUAUGGACGUUUCAUAAAGUUUGUUACCCCAGGGACAUGGACCUUUGGGCUUACUGCCAUUAUCAUUUGUAAUCUAUGUGUAAUCACUUGUUGUUACCUAUAGCAUUUCUAGUUUCUCCUUUACUUUUUACUAACUCCUAUUUUCAUUUAAAUAUAUUCAGAGAGCUGGAGUGUUGCUUUAUGCUUCAGAAAAGAAUAUAUUUUCAAGGAAUUAAUAUUGGUCACAAGUCAUGCAGUCCAACCAUAAACAUAACAGUUUUAUUUGCUAUUUAGUGAUCAGUUUGUUCAACAUCUUACAAGGUUGAGAAGGGCCCUUGGUCUUUACAGUUUCACAAGACAUGUAUAAGAGCAAACUUAGAAUAUAUAGAUACAUAAGUAAAUACAGUAUAGGCAUGAGCUAAUAAUUAAGCAAUUGCUUGGCAAACUAACUUAAUUGGGCAUUGUCCCUGUUUUCUGUCACCCUCCCUUCAAAGCCAAGAGCAGAAAAUGCUUUAAGUAUAACUAGAAAGAUACCCAGUGUGGUGUAGUGGAUAGAGUGACAGACUAUGACUCUAGAAGCCUGAGCUCAAAUCCCCACUCAGC